Messenger RNA from Paramecium sonneborni, 1583 nucleotides. The record is from the annotation of a GenBank genome assembly. NCBI's taxonomy places the organism in Eukaryota, Ciliophora, Oligohymenophorea, Peniculida, Parameciidae.
AUGUAAGUAGAACCCUACAUAAAUACAGUAGUGAAAAUAUAAGAUAAUAGCAUUCUAAAAAAUGCUAAAUUAAAUAGAAGAAAGUAAUAGAAUACCUUAUAUGAUAAUGAUGGAUUGACAGUGAGAUUCUCUCCAAACUAGGAAGCUCAUGAACUUGUUUGUUUUUAAACAGACUAGGCUAUCACAUCACCAUUUUAUUACUUUGAAGUAAAAAUCCUGAAAAAGGAAAAUGCGAAGAAGUAAUAUUGAUUAAUAAUAAAUAUAGUACAAUAUCAAUUGGAUUGGCAUAUGAUAAUUAUUAAAUAAGCAAGCCUUUAGGUAUCAUAGGUGGAAGUAUAGGAUACUAUUCUGAUGGAAAAGUUAUACUAAAAAAACAAGAGAUAGAUUUAAAAUUAAAUCCAUAUAAGUAAGAUGAUGUUGUAGGAUGUGGAAUUCAUAAAUAGGAAAUAUUCUUUACAUGUAAUGGAGAUCGAAGUUUAAAUACAGUAAAGAUUGAUUUUAAAGAACCAUUGUAUCCAACAGUGGUUUGUGGAGAUGCAGUGAUUUUAAAAUUUAAUUUAGGAGCUAGUCCUAUGAUUUAUGAUUUUUAGAAAGUAUUGUAAAAGGAAAAGAAUGAUAUAAUAUAAGAAAUCGAUAAAUAAGAUGUUUCUCCUUACAGUCUUCAUUUAAUUAUUUAAGAGUAUUUAUGGAGUUAGGGAUAUUUAAAUUCUUUGAAAUAAUUUGAAAGAGAGAGUUCUCUUUAAGAAAAUGAGAAUAUGAGAUUAGAAAAAAAACAAGAUGAAAUGAUAUAUGAAGAAGAAUAGUAAUGUGAUGGUGAUUUUAAAUUAAAAUAGAGUCUAUAAAUGACCCCAAUGUCUGCACUAUAAAGAAAAUUAAGUGGAUUGUAAAGUCCUAAUUUCUAAUAAAUUUCAUCUAUCGAGAGGAAAGUAAGUGGAUUUUAUUUGGAUGAGUAAGAAAACAAUAAUGAACUCAAUUAAAUAGCUGAAUAAGCAUUCUUAAAAGAUUAAUUAGUCAAUUAAGAAAGAAUAAGUAAGUUUUAUAUUAAAAUUAAGAAAUUCAAAAAUUCAUAAGAGAAGGUAAAAUAGGAGAAGUAUUUGAUAUUCUAUUAGAUAUGAUACCAAGAUUUUUAUAAAAAGAAGGAGUCUAAUAGACUUUGUAUUCCUAAUACUUUAUUGAAUUAAGUAUUUAUAUAAUUCAUAAACUUAGUGAAAAAAGAUAAAGUUUAAGAGGCAAUUGUAUUGGGUUAAAUGCAUUUGAGUUAACAUUUGCAUUAUUAAGUAGAAUGUGUUGAUGAGAAAUUUAAUCCUAUUAAAAUGAAGGUUGAAAAUAUAUUGGGAUUGAUUUGUUAUGAUGAUAUUGGAACUAGCUUUUUAAGAGGCCUCAUAAGUUAACAAUAAAGAGAAAGAGUAUGUGAUUACAUCAAUAGAAGUUUAUUAAGUAUUUUUUUUAAUUAUUUUAUUUUAGUUGAAUUAGGAUAUGAGGAUGAAUCAGCUUUGGAAAUAUGUCUUAAAUAAUUAACUUAAGUUUGUGAUCAAAUCUAAUAAAGAGGAUUAUUAGGAGGACAUUCCAUAUAGCUUUUAUGA